Chilo suppressalis (striped riceborer) is the source of this 678-nucleotide messenger RNA. The record is from the annotation of a GenBank genome assembly. NCBI's taxonomy places the organism in Eukaryota, Metazoa, Arthropoda, Insecta, Lepidoptera, Crambidae.
CAGGUGUGGUUCCAGAACCGUCGCGCGAAGUGGCGCAAGACGGAGAAGUGCUGGGGCCGCUCCACCAUCAUGGCGGAGUACGGACUGUACGGAGCCAUGGUGCGCCACUCGCUGCCGCUACCAGAGACCAUCCUCAAGAGCGCCAAGGAGAACGACUCCGUUGCGCCCUGGCUGCUCGGCAUGCACCGCAAGUCGUUGGAGGCGGCGCAGCACCUCAAGGAGUCGGGGUCAGAGCGCGAGGGGUCCGAGGCGGAGCCCGACCGGGCGACCUCCGCCUCGCCGCCCCACCACGACCCACACGACAACCAGGCGCAGAGCUCGCCGGGCAGCAGCACCACUGCAUCUUCGUCAGCGAAGGGGCGAGCAUCUCCGGAAGGCGCGCGGGAGAUGUACGACGACCCUGAAGCCUUCCGCAACAACAGCAUUGCCUGCUUGCGAGCCAAGGCGCAGGAACACCAGCGGCUACUGACCAGCAAUCUGUUGCUGCAGGUGCGCGGGUUGCAGCGCGCGGAGAGCUGCGAAGAGGAGGGAGAAGGGGAGGGGGAGGGACCCGCCGACAUCGACGUCGGCACCGAGCGACCCCCGCCACCCUCACCCGCACCCGCGCCCGCGCCCCUCCCACCGCCUCUACCAGCAUCUCUGCAGCCCCCGCUACCGCCGCAUCACCGCCUCUACUGA